AGGCAUGGGAAGGCACAUAAAAACAGAAAAGCUUUGGACUUUCCAAAGCCUUUAUCUGAUAACGGCUUUAGUUCAUGAGAUGACCACGAGAUUAAACCUUGAAAGGUCUACGUAGUCGUACAUCCCAUAAAUUGAAACAAUCCGUCACACAUACAACCCUUCUGAAUGUUGGUGCCCCUGCUGCCUCCGCCUCCGCCUCCACUCCACGGGGCUGUCAACUGCUCGACUACUCCAAGGGUGCAUGAUAUAAAAUCCAAUUAUAGCCCAAUUUGAAAAAAUACGAGUAGAAGGGGGACUAAGAGUCUCAAGUCAGAACAGAUUACUACAGGUUUACUGUGAACCACCAAAUUUCAGCUACUGCAGUAUGAACACCAACACCUUCAAACCACCUCCUACCAAUCUCACUCUCUCUCCUCCCCCAAAUUUCCCAGAAAUCUCAAACUGCAAAGCUAUCAAACACUUUAAACAAAUCCAUGCCAAACUUAUCAAAACUUCCCAAAUUCAUGACCCUCUCAUUUCUGCUGAACUCCUUAGGUGUUCCGCUUUCGCGCUUAAAAAUCUCGACUAUGCUCGUCUUCUGUUCUACCGUAUGAACCAUCCCAACCCCUUUUCAUACAACACCAUUAUUAGAGCUAUUGUUGAUUUACAAGAUAACCCAAUUGAAGCUUUGUCUAUAUUUACCCUUAUGUUGCGUGAUGAUUCUCUCUCUCCUAACAAGUUCACUUUCCCUUCUGUGCUUAAAGCCUGUGGCAAACUCAGAAAUUUGAUUGUAGGUAAACAAGUUCAUGCCCAGUUGAUAAAAUUGGGAUUAGAAGAUGAUGAAUUUGUUGUUAGCAAUCUUUUGAGGAUGUAUGUCAUGUGUGGUAUUAUGGAUGAUGCUCAAUUAUUGUUUUUUAAUAGGGGUUUGCUUGAUGAUUAUAGUGUUAAUAGUAAUAAGUUUUUGGAUAAUAAUGGUGUUAGUAAGAGGAGGCAAGAAGGUGAUGUAGUUUUGUGGAAUGUGAUGGUUGAUGGGUAUAUUAAACUUGGGGAUAUGGAAGCUGCACGCCAACUGUUUGAUAAAAUGCCUCGGCGAAGUGUGGUUUCGUGGAAUGGGAUGAUUGCUGGCUAUGCUCAGCGCGGUUGGUUUAGGGAUGCUAUUGGGGUUUUUAGAGAGAUGCAGAUGGUGGAUGAGAAUGUUAAACCGAAUUAUGUAACAUUGGUUAGUAUCCUUCCGGCGAUUUCCCAUUUGGGUGCCCUUGAGUUAGGCAAAUGGAUUCAUUUGUAUGCCGAGAGAAGUGGAUUUGAGAUUGGUGAUGUGCUUGGCUCUGCACUGAUUGAUAUGUAUUCUAAGUGUGGUAGUGUUGACAAGGCACUUCAGGUCUUUGAAAGCCUUCCGAAAAAGAGUACUAUAACAUGGAAUGCUGUUAUCAAUGGACUUGCUAUCCAUGGUCGUGCAACCGAGUCUAUUCACUAUUUCUCAAUGAUGCUAGGUAUGGGGAUAAAACCUAGUGAUGUUACCUACAUUGGUGUUUUGACUGCAUGUAGCCAUGGGGGAAAGGUGAAUGAAGGCAAGAUGUUCUUUGAUCAUAUGAUAAGAGUAGCCGGGUUCAAGCCUAGGAUUGAACACUAUGGUUGCAUGGUUGAUCUCCUAGGUCGUAAUGGACUCUUAAAAGAGGCUGAGAAUUUUAUAUGUGACAUGCCCAUGAAACCUGAUGCUGUCAUUUGGAAGGCCCUGUUGGGUGCGUGUAAGAUGCAUGGGGACAUCGAAAUGGGAAGACGAGUAGCUAAGCAUCUAAUGGAGAUCGCUCCUGAUGAUAGUGGAUCGUAUGUUGCUCUAUCAAAUAUGUAUGCAUCUUUAGGGGACUGGGAUGGUGUUGCUCAUGUUAGGUUGUUAAUGAAAGAUAGAGAUGUAAGAAAAGAUCCUGGAUGCAGCUGGAUUGAGCUUGAUGGAGUAAUCCACGAGUUUCUCGUAGAAGAUGACUCACAUCCAUGUGCGAAGGAGAUCCAUUUGAUGUUGGAGGAGAUUUCUAACAAAUUACAGUCCAUAGGUUAUCAGCCAAAUACCACACAAGUUUUCCUAAAUGUGGAUGAAGAAGCAAAACAAACUGCCUUGUACCAUCAUAGUGAAAAGAUUGCUGUUGCGUAUGGGUUAAUCAGCACCAGUCCUAAAACACCACUUCGGGUGGUUAAGAAUCUUCGAAUAUGUGAAGAUUGUCAUUCAUCAAUUAAACUGAUAUCAAAAUUGUACAGCCGGAAGAUUGUUGUCAGAGAUAGGAAGCGCUUCCAUCAUUUUGAGGAUGGAUCGUGUUCUUGUAACGAUUGUUGGUGAAUUCUCCAUGAAAUAAAUGAUUACGUUUUUGUUAUUGAAAGAUUUGUAGGAACCAGCUCGAGGUCUAUGAUAUACAGAAAGGGCUUGCUGUAAUUAAGUAAACUACAGAGUAUAGAGAAGUUUUAGUGAGGUAUUCUCUUUGACCUCAGCCUCAAUAGGUACCCCAGUAAUAUAUUCUAAGCCUCAAGCCCUCAAUAUCUAGACCAUUUAACUAUUAGUGAUGUAUUUUGGGAUGUAAAUAUCCUCAAUAAGACAUUAGACAUAAACAAAGAAUUCAAAA
Molecule: messenger RNA, 2588 nt
Organism: Chenopodium quinoa (quinoa)
Lineage: Eukaryota; Viridiplantae; Streptophyta; Magnoliopsida; Caryophyllales; Amaranthaceae
Product: pentatricopeptide repeat-containing protein At5g48910-like
Exons: 1
Coding region: 365-2308 (647 amino acids)
Biological process (GO): RNA modification
Molecular function (GO): zinc ion binding; RNA binding; protein binding
Source: RefSeq, a predicted model, not a curated record